UUGCGGGAAUCUUCUAUCCACUUUUGUCGACGGAUAAUCGGCUAGUUACAAAUACAAUAAUAUCUUACAAUUCAGUGAAUAUAUUCUCUAUUUAAAUUUCUUGGAAUGCCUAUGAUUUAAAAAUGAAUGAUGUACAAAAUAUAAUUGAUCGUCAGCUAGGAAUAUAUUCUCGUCUUAAUUAUGAUAACAUAUUGAAAAGAUUUGUGGUGGAUAAAGAUGAGUCUUUUUAUGGACUGCAGACUGCAUCUCUGGCCGCAAAUUACGACCAGGAUCCUCCUAUAUUCGCAUGUCGGUUUUCUGAAGCCCCAGGAUAUGAACACAUAUUAGCUCUCGCAAAUGAAGAUGGACGGAUUGCCAUUCAGGAUACGCGGUCAGCGUCAACUGCCAGCAGGUUGGAAGGCUUCCAGUGCCACAACAACGCCGUGUUCGACCUGGCGUGGAUGCCGCAACAUAUGAACUUCGUCACUGUGUCAGGAGAUCACACGGCAUGCCUGUGGGACGUGGCGGAGGCGUCCCCCAAGAGAGUAUUAACAUUCUCUCACCACACCAAGUCAGUCAAAAGUGCAGUGUUCCGUCCCGGUGGGCCGGCCGUGUUCGCGACCGGCGCUAGGGACGGUCACAUCCUCGUGUGGGACGUCCGUGCCAGCAAUCAGGUUGCUGUUGUUCUCAAACCUGACAAUUGCCUCAUGAACUGCCAUUCAAGUUUCACACCAAAAACACCAGGAUCCCACAGCAAGAGACCUCGGCUCGAUAACCAUAGACCAAUCAGUAUCACAGGUCUGGUUUUCCAGGACGAUUCCACUUUAAUCUCUUGCGGGGAAUGCGAUGGUAAAAUCAAAGUGUGGGAUUUGCGGAAGAACUACAACGUGUACAAACGCGAACCUCUGCCGAAGCAUUCUAUUCCAUACUGCGGGAGUUCUGCGAAGAAUGGAUACACCAAUCUCAUCAUAGACGACGCUCGGGUUCGUCUGUACGCGAGCUGCAUGGACAAUGUUAUCUACUGCUUUAAUAUAUCAACGUACACUUCCAUACCGGAGCAGAGAUACGUUGGUCACGAAAACAGCACCUUCUACAUCAAAACCUGCCUCAGUCCGGAUAGCAUGUACCUCGUGAGCGGAAGUAGUGAUAAAAAUGCUUAUAUAUGGAACGUGAAGUAUUCUGAGCCAGUGGUGAAAUUAGUGGGGCACUGGGCGGAGGUUACUUGCCCGGCUUGGUGCCAUAAGGGAGACUUGAAAAUAGUGACAUGCAGCGACGAUGCCAGGCACAAAAUAUGGAGGAUAGGUAGAGAAUUCUCUGACACAGAUCCAGAAUACAAAGGCGUCGCGGAAAUAGUCCCGCGCAAAGACAUCUCCCAGCCACCGCAAUGGGGAGCCCUUGAUAAAACUCCAAAUUCUUUGAAGAGAAAAUUGAUUUGUACGCCGGGCUCUCGUUCUUCAAAACGUGCUCGCUCCCAAGAGAACAACUGUCCGAGGAAAACAAAGCGUUGUCUCACAGAUCUCAUGAACGCCUCCAAAGAUGCCGAUGAACCUGAUGUUGCCAAAAGACUGAAGCUAGACUUACCAACUGUACUGGAGGUAGAGGAACCAAAAUUGCUGCCGGCUGGAUCCAAACGACCUCUGGAGACGGAGGAUAGUCUGCCUCUGAAGCAUGACUGUUCCCUAACACCCCCGGCUUCCAGUGAUUGGAACUACAGCUUCCCCAAAGCUGGAACGUCAUUCCUGACCCCCACCAAGAAUUUUGAGAAGAAAUGUUGCAAGAUGUUGUCCCUGAAGAGUCCUAAAGAGACUUCGCCUACAGCGCGGAGAGUUUCAGUUUCUCCACCUAAAGUUAUGAUCGUAUCGUUCACUACACCCACUAAAAAUCUGCCGAACUUUGUGUUGGAUGGCGAGGCUCCACAUUUACGACUGAUGUCUCCAAUGAAGAAGAAACAAGAUACAACAAAUUGGCUGACGCGUAUAGUUCGGGAGAAGAAAGGAAAAGCUGUUGAUCCCGACAAAAUUACAAAUCCAUCAAUUUGUGUAAGCCCCAAAGAGAACCUGCCUCCGCGCAGAAAUUCUGUCACUGAAAAAACUCCAAAAUCAAACAAGAGUAGAACAUUAUUACAAUACUUUAGUGUUGCUAACAAGAAGAUCAGUUAGAUCAAGCCGUGCUGGUGUGACCAGUGUAGUCUGUAUGUGAUAUUAUGUUAUGAUUAAAUAUUUCUUGUGAUGUGACGUACCCGUUGAUAAAUUGAUAAAUAAAUCGAAAAUAUAUGACUGAUUUA
Molecule: messenger RNA, 2263 nt
Organism: Leptidea sinapis
Lineage: Eukaryota; Metazoa; Arthropoda; Insecta; Lepidoptera; Pieridae
Gene: l(2)dtl
Product: protein lethal(2)denticleless
Exons: 4
Coding region: 123-2138 (671 amino acids)
Biological process (GO): proteasome-mediated ubiquitin-dependent protein catabolic process; mitotic G2 DNA damage checkpoint signaling
Cellular component (GO): nucleus
Molecular function (GO): protein-macromolecule adaptor activity; protein binding
Source: RefSeq, a predicted model, not a curated record